GUAUCCCAUGAUGCAAAACUGCUCUUUAGUGGAGGACACUGGGACAAUAGCAUCAGAGUGACAUCUCUUACAAAAGGCAAGCUGAUUGGACAGCACAUCAGGCACAUGGAUAUUGUGACCUGCUUGGCAAUAGACUACUGUGGAAUUCAUUUAAUUUCAGGCUCCAGAGAUACCACCUGUAUGAUAUGGCAAAUACUUCAACAGGGAGGAGUGCCUGUAGGCCUGGCACCUAAGCCAUUACAGAUCCUUUAUGGGCAUACUGAUGAAGUUUCAAGUGUUGGCAUCAGCACUGAACUGGAUAUGGCAGUGUCAGGAUCCAGGGAUGGGACCAUUAUUGUCCGCACUAUUCGGAAAGGCCAUAUAGUUGUCCACACCAGCAUAGAAGGAAAGACUACUCUUAAGGAUAAGAAUGCAUUACAUCUCUAUUCUGUCAAUGGAAAAUAUCUGGGUUCUGAGACACUGAAGGAGGAAGUGUCAGAUAUGUGUGUGACUGGCGAGUAUAUCGUGAUGGGCAGCUUACAGGGAUUUCUUUCCAUACGGGAUCUCUACAGCCUCAGUCUGAGCAUCUCUCCCUUAGCCAUGCGACUGCCAAUCCAUUGCAUUUCUGUCACCAAAGAGUAUAGCCACAUCCUAGUUGGCUUGGAGGACGGCAAGUUGAUUAUCGUUGGUGUUGGCAAGCCAGCAGAGAUGCGCUCAGGUCAGCUUUCCCGAAAGCUGUGGGGAUCAAGCAAACGGCUCAACCAGAUUUCAUCAGGAGAAACUGAAUAUAACACUCAAGAUUCCAAGUGAUUGCUGCUUCUACCUUCUCUCAAGGAUUCCAGAAACAUGUUUAAUCUUUGGGUCAUUUUAAAUGUAUGUCUCAACUUUCAGGGACUUGAUUCUUAAGUCUGUUGAAGAUGAACCUGUGGUAGAGGUAUAGUAAUAAGCAUAUGUACUC
Mesitornis unicolor (brown roatelo) is the source of this 937-nucleotide messenger RNA. RefSeq names its product neurobeachin-like protein 1. The record is from RefSeq and is a predicted model, not a curated record. NCBI's taxonomy places the organism in Eukaryota, Metazoa, Chordata, Aves, Mesitornithiformes, Mesitornithidae. Gene Ontology annotation, molecular function: protein kinase binding. Gene Ontology annotation, biological process: intracellular protein localization. Bases 106 to 789 code for a protein of 227 amino acids. The transcript is spliced from 8 exons. Gene Ontology annotation, cellular component: membrane; cytosol.